Syngnathus typhle (broad-nosed pipefish) is the source of this 1888-nucleotide messenger RNA. RefSeq lists its product as uncharacterized. Lineage: Eukaryota; Metazoa; Chordata; Actinopteri; Syngnathiformes; Syngnathidae. The coding region runs from base 61 to 1185 and encodes 374 amino acids. The record is from RefSeq and is a predicted model, not a curated record. The transcript is spliced from 5 exons.
CCCACUCAGCCGCUAGAUGGAGACGCAGCUUAACGCACUGUUGCCGAACAGGCGAAGAAGAUGCGUCAGCUACGUCACUGCUUCUGUAUUGAAAACGUCUACCAAACGAACCUAAGCAUGUCGUUCGCUUACAGAAUGACGGAACGAGACAUCAGGAAGAUGAUCGAGCUCCGGGCCGCCAACAGCGCCAUCUUCACGGGACAGAGGCACUCGGCCAUGCGGGGCUGGAGGGCCAUCCGACAGGAGCUGGGCCUCGAGGGGAUGGUGUCGGCGCGCCAGCUCAAGAAGAAGUGGGACAACCUGAAGGAGAAAUACCGGAUUCUGAAGAACCCGCCGGCCGGGAUGGAGCGAUCCGGGCGACCCUUGUGGCGCUGGUUCCAGCUGAUGGACCAGGCGUCCACCGGGCGUCUGGCCACCAGCGCCAAGCGGCUGGAGCCGUUGGCGCUGGAUGACAACGACAAUCACGUGCCUCGCUUCACCUUUGACGACUUGGCCCAGCACACGGCUCCGCUUGGCUCGGACGAAGAAGCGGAGGCAUGUGACGAAGACGUCGACACGGCUGUACAGAACCUGUUGAGCGUGGACGUCCCAGAGGUGAACGGUGACGCUAAGAUGGACACGCAGCAGGCCGCCGGCCAGCAGCUUCGCCCCCACGACAUCGCGCUGCUGCACGAAGGCCUCGCCAGGGGCGGCCUCGAGGUGGAAGCAGAGGUGGAGGUACCGUCCUGCGGCAGCCCCUCCGACCACGAGCUGCUACGCGACAGGCAGGACUGGGACCGGGCCGCGCUGGAGCGGGACCGGGUCGCGCUGGACCGGGACCGGGCCGCGUUAGAGCGGGACCGGGCCACGCUGGAAAGGGACCGAGCCGCGCUGGAGCGGGACAGGGUGUGUCUUGAUCGAGACCGGGCCUUACUAGACCGGGACCGAGCUUUCCUGGAGCGGGACCGGGCGCUAGCCGAGCGGGUUCGGGAAGAGGCAGCCCGGGCCCGAUCACUGCUCACGGAUGGCAAGAGGAUGUUGGAGAGCGAGCGGGCGGCCAGGGAAGACAACGAGUUGUCUGGAAAGCAAGGGAUGGUGCCGACUAGUUUCUAUCAGAACUUGAUGGCCAUCGAAGUCAGACCUGAGCAGCUGGAGAGCACGCGGAGACUGGUGUCGUUGUUCAGUAAGCUGGUGGACAAACUUUAGAGGCUCGUCCCAUUUGACCGGAAUGCCUCUGUGAGGCGGUGCCAGCAACCUUUUACUUACCGCUGCGCACAAGUGAAUGGGUAUAAUGUCUAGGCUCCGAAUGGCAGACUUAUUUGACUUAAUGAAUGUCUUAUUUUAAUGCAAAAAACAUGGUCUUAUAUUCGGGCCAAUACGGUAUUUAUUACCUCCCAUUUUGUACAUGUGCAAGCUAAUUCGCAAUUCUGUCUCAACCUGUGUGGAUCAGGAAAUGUACAGUUUUGGGUGUGCGCAACAUUUAUGUAAAAUACAGAACAUGCUUGGAAAGGGGAUAUGGCGUAUGUUGAUGCUUAAUGGCAAUAUCAAUCGGUGAAUAAGGUUGUUGUGGAAUUUGUGCCAGGAAGUUUGACACAUUUUUCUUAUGGUGUAUGUAUAGUCAAUGAAUUUGCAUAUUGCUGUUUACAGAAUGAAUCGGGAGAUGCAAAAAGCAUUACAGGUUCAUAUUCUACAUUUGAAUCAUCACCUUAAUUCUGCAUGGAAUCUGUAAAUGAUCGUCAAAUGCUGUCAAUUUUUGUGUCGUUUGUCUGCACGAGUGUAUUUGUAUUUCUACUGUUGUGCUUCAAUUAUGUAAAUGAAGAUUGAGUCCAAAUCAAAAGGAUUGUAAAUACGAUGGAAACCAGUGCAAGACAAGCUGAUUAAAAGCUGGCAAAUAUUUGACGUUAAACAA